Molecule: messenger RNA, 3255 nt
Organism: Mugil cephalus (flathead mullet)
Lineage: Eukaryota; Metazoa; Chordata; Actinopteri; Mugiliformes; Mugilidae
Gene: orc1
Product: origin recognition complex, subunit 1
Exons: 18
Coding region: 134-2947 (937 amino acids)
Biological process (GO): mitotic DNA replication checkpoint signaling; DNA replication initiation
Cellular component (GO): nuclear origin of replication recognition complex
Molecular function (GO): chromatin binding; DNA replication origin binding; ATP binding
Source: RefSeq, a predicted model, not a curated record
GGAGGAGGCGGAAGUUACGUGUCAGUUUACGCGCGAAAUGUGUCAGGGAGCUUAUGAAUUACUUCUAAUGUCGGAACAGAAUUAGUUUUAAAUCAGAUAAAAGUCUCGGUUUCUUGAUCGAUCCGGAACAAAGAUGAAAUAUUUCACCAGGCUCAGAGUCCGGAGGUCGUACGAGUGGCGCGGAGAGCCUCGAAACUUCAACAGGAAGCUGAAAACUUACGAAUACGACUCGUUGGGCAUCAGGGUGGAGGGACUUCCCAGGACCACGGUCAUCAACGCCGGCCAACACAUCCUGAUCGAGGGAGACGACGAAGACCAGCCGUACGUGGCCCGGGUCGUCCGUCUGUUCGAAGACGAGAGCGGGAUGCAGAAGAAGGCGGCCGUCCAGUGGUUCGUGCGCGUGUCCGAGGUGCCUUUGAGCAAACUGCAGCUUCUGGGCCGAGAGCCUCAUCCCCAGGAAAUCUUCUACUAUCAGGGCCGGAGCUGCGACGACGAGGUCAACGUGGAGUCCAUCCUCAGACCCGUGCAGGUGAAGCACCUUGACGCCGCUGCUCCGUUCCCUGACUCCCCCGACAGAGACUCUCUGUACGUGAAACUGUCCUGGGACUCUAAGACCUUCAGGUUGGUGGCCUCCUCCCUGGUGGAGUCUCUUCCCUCCUCCUCCUCCUCCCCCUCCUCCCGUCCUCGUCACACCAAACCCUCCCUCCCUCCCUCACCCCCCGGCACCCCCCACGCCGCCACCCCGGCCUCCAGGGGCCCCUCCCGCCGGGCCCUGCCCACGCCGGACCCAGUCGUCAUGCGCCAGGCGGCGUUGGGGGAGGUCCGGGGGGGCGGGGCCACCAUGAGCGCCGGAAAGGCCGCGGAGGCCGAGUCGCUUCACUCCGCCUCCAAACUGUCGGCGUCUAAAUGUCUGAGCGCCAAGAGGAGGAACGCCACGGCCAGGACGCCGGGGGUCCGCAAGAAGCUGCAGCUCCUCAGUCCAGAGAAGAAGGAGGAGGAGACGAGCGGCGAGGACGCUCUGGGACAGGUGCUGGAGGACGAGCUGGAGUCGUCUCCUCUGUCCUUGUCCCCCCCCCGGCCCUCCACCUUCAGCCUCACCCCUCUCAACAAGACCCCCAGAGCCCCCGCCGCUCUGGACAGCAUCUCCCUGAAGCCCAUCAGCGUCGUCCUCAAGGACCUGGACAGUCCCCCUCGUCCGUCCCUGAGGGACGACUCCAGCAGUCCUCAGGGGGCGAAAACGCCACAAAGAAGAAGAGGAAGAAGCACCCCGAGGAGAAGCUUGGCCACCAGGGGGCAGACAGCGACCACUCCUUCCAGAAAGAAAGAACCCAGGACGCUGAAGGAGCCGGCGCUGGCGAUGCUGGCUGAGGUGGAUAACGAGAACUCUCCGAUGCUUCCGGACGUGGCCACGCCGAGGAGCUCCAGGAGGAAGUCGGCCAUGUUGGUGUCGUCUCGCAUCAGGAAGCAGCUGAAUCUUCUGGACAACAAAGUGGACGUGGACUCGGACGUGGAGGACGAGGACGAGUUUGUCCCGUCUAAGAAGGAGCUGGAGGAGGAUGAUGCCGAUGAAGAUGAAGAGGAGGAGGAGGAAGAAGAGGGGGAGGAGGUGGAUAGUGAUGAAGAGGUCGUGGUGAAGAAGAGCCGCCGGGCGGCGUCUGGUUCUCAGACUCCUCGAUCCAAACGGAAAAGUCGCUCCUCGACCAGAACUCCGAGAAAAACCCCAAACAAGAAGAUCAUGCCCGGGACUCCUCGGACCCCCCGUCACGCCACCCCCAGUAUCCCCAGCAGGUCUCAGCCGGCCCGUCAACCCGCUAACGUCCUGGAGGAGGCCAGAACCAGGCUUCACGUGUCCUCGGUGCCGGAGUCUCUGCCCUGCAGGGAGCAGGAGUUCCAGGACAUCUACAGCUUCGUUGAGAGUAAAAUCAUCGACGGCACCGGAGGGUGCAUGUACAUCUCGGGCGUCCCGGGGACGGGGAAGACGGCGACGGUCCACGAGGUGAUGCGCUGUCUGCAGCACGCCGCUGACUCCGACGAGAUCCCUCCGUUCCACUUCAUCGAGAUCAACGGGAUGAAGAUGACCGACCCUCAUCAGGCCUACGUCCAGAUCCUGCAGAAGCUGACGGGUCAGAAAGCCACGGCCGACCACGCCGCCGCUCUGCUGGAGAAGAGGUUCAGCCUCCCGGCGCCCAGGAAGGAGACCACGGUGCUGCUGGUGGACGAACUGGACCUGCUGUGGACCAGGAAGCAGAACGUCAUGUACAACCUGUUCGAUUGGCCGACGCGACGCCACGCCCGCCUGGUGGUGCUGACCAUCGCCAACACCAUGGACCUGCCCGAGCGGAUCAUGAUCAACAGGGUGGCCAGUCGGCUGGGUUUGACCCGGAUGUCGUUCCAGCCGUACGGCUUCAAGCAGCUGCAGCAGAUCAUCAUGUCCAGACUCAACAAGGUGAAGGCGUUCGAGGAGGACGCUCUGCAGCUGGCGUCCAGGAAGGUGGCGGCUCUGUCCGGAGACGCCCGCCGGUGUCUGGACAUCUGCCGACGAGCCACGGAGAUCUGCGAGCACUCGUCCCCGGGGACGUCGUCCUCCGCGGGGCUGGUGGGGAUGAGCCACGUGAUGGAGGCGCUGGACGAGAUGUUCUCCUCAUCCUACGUCGCCGCCAUCAAGUGCGCGUCGACGCAGGAGCAGCUCUUCCUCAGAUCCGUCAUCGCAGAGUUUCGGAGGCUGGGAUUGGAGGAGGCCACGUUCCAGCAGGUGUUCGUGCAGCACCAGGCUCUGUGCCGGGUGGAGGGUCUCCAGCCCGUCGGCGUCUCUGAAGGUCUGACCGUGUGCCAGCGUCUGGGCUCCUGCAGGUUACUGCUGCUGGAGUCCAGCCGCCUGGACGUCCUGCAGCGCAUCCGCCUCAACGUCAGCCAGGACGACGUGCUCUACGCCCUGAAGGCCGACUGAGGGAGGAGGAGCAGGAGGAGCAGGAGGAGGAGGAGGAAGAGGAGGAGGAGGAGGAGCAGGAGGAGCAGGAGCAGGAGGAGGAGGAGCAGGAGGAGGAGGAGCAGGAGGAGGAGGAGGAGGAGGAGGUACUCACACCUCACACCUCAAACCAAUUCACUACUCAGACUCUUCCAUCUGUUCUUUCUGUUAGUGGGAGACUUUGUGACGUCCCCGGUUUUAAUUGAAAUGUGACGUUUAGCUCUCGUGUUUAUUCUUAACUUUUUUUUUUAAAUGUUGAAUAUGCAAUAAAGCGCCAUCUUUGAUAUAAA